CUGGGCGCUCUGGAUUCUGCGAGAGGGAAGUGGAUCGUUGAUGUAUCAGUGCGAGUGCUAAUCUGCAACAUUAGGGAUGCGCUCUUUGUCAAAAAGUCAGUCAGAUGUUAUUUGGCGUAAACAGACACGGCUGCGACGAUUUCAGCAACGUGAAUGCUCCGGCUUCUAAAUCGUUAUGUAAAGUGUACAAUUUUACGGAGGACAUCCACAAAAUGAAGGCUCAGGUGCGCCAUGGGGUUAUCGUCAUUAUAGUUAUUACCAUGGGUACCAGUCUUAUCGUUGUGUACAACAACAGCUUCACGGACACGUCAGGGACAGCGUAUCACACGGAUGCUGCUGCUACUGGGCCGCUAAUGGAUAAGCCCAGGAAAGCGCAGCCUAAACCAGGAAGAGCCCGGUCAUCCACCCUACAGGGCUACACUGGAGUCAUCGAUCAAAAGCCUCUGAGGAUGCACUGUAACUGCUGUGCCCUGGUGACCAGCUCUGGCCACCUUACUGGCAGCAACCGCGGGGACGAAAUCGAUAGCACUGAGUGCGUCAUCCGCAUGAACGACGCCCCGACUGGGGGUAGUUUCCAGCGGGACGUGGGCCAGCGUACCAGCCUGCGCGUCAUUGCCCACUCCAGCCUGCAGAGGGUACUGCGGAGCCGGCAGGAGCUGCUCAACGCCAGCCAGGACUCAGUCUUCCUCUUCUGGGGACCCAGCAGCUGUAUGCGACGCGACGGCAAAGGCCUGGUCUUCAACAACCUGCGUAUGGUCAACCAGCUGCUGCCCAAGCUCAAGGUCUACGUCAUCUCCCAGCUCAAGAUGCCACAGUUCGAUGAGCUCUUCAAGAAUGAGACAGGGAAAGACAGGAAGACCUCUAACUCAUGGCUGAGCACUGGCUGGUUCACCAUGGCCAUUGCCCUGGAACUCUGUGACACGAUCAAUGUCUAUGGCAUGGUGGCUCCUGACUUUUGCAGGGCUCCUUCCCAUCUCUCGGUGCCGUAUCAUUACUACGAGCCUUCGGGGCCUGACGAGUGCGCCAUGUAUCUCUCCCAUGAGCGGAACCAGCGCGGCAGCCACCAUCGCUUCAUCACGGAGAAGACAGUGUUCGCCAACUGGGCUCGGAUGUUCGACAUCCACUUCUACCAGCCAGACUGGACCCCGUCCUCUACUCUCAAUGGAAACAGCUCACUCACACCUGCUUCAGAUGGCUCUUGAUACCAGACAUAGACAGAAAGGUUCCCCAGGACCUUGGGAAGAAGUGACUGUGUGUUUGGACUCCAACAUGCUGAUUUUCCUCGUCCUCUCCUUGGCUCCCUUAUGGGAGUGUGUGGGGGAGUGGAAAAUUACAAGGGUCAUUCCACCAAUUCAGUGCCUUUUGAGAAGUGUAAUUUGGUCAAAUAUAUAUAUAUGUUUGAUUUAACCUAAUUUUGACAUUCUGACAUAAAGAGCACAUGUUCAACUUCAUAAAAAAAAAACGUUUUUCCCAUCUCAGCAGGUUAAAUUCAAAAAUGACUGUAGGAAGUGCUAAGUGCCAAAUAAAGUAACAGGGUUGAUUGUUUUCUUAAAUCAGCCAUAAAUCCCCUUGUGACAGGGGGAAUGGAAGCUCGCUGUGUGCAACAGAGGGUGGCAAUUGAAUGUAAGCUUCACAAAAAUAUUAUGAAAUUGUAAAAAAACAAAAUGCCUGUCUAUCUAUGGGUAACAGGGUUGACGUGUUAUGCUCGACCCGCUCAGAUUUCCACCACAAAACACCAGAACAUGGCAAAAAAGAGUGGAACCAGCUCACCUGCUUUUACACUAGGAUCUGACUAAGGACAGUUCUGUUCACGUAACGUGUUGACCUUCAAAUGAAGGACAGAUGUAAAUAAAUCAUUAAUCACAUUAAAUAAAUAA
Molecule: messenger RNA, 1877 nt
Organism: Salmo salar (Atlantic salmon)
Lineage: Eukaryota; Metazoa; Chordata; Actinopteri; Salmoniformes; Salmonidae
Product: alpha-N-acetylgalactosaminide alpha-2,6-sialyltransferase 5
Biological process (GO): ganglioside biosynthetic process; oligosaccharide metabolic process
Molecular function (GO): alpha-N-acetylgalactosaminide alpha-2,6-sialyltransferase activity
Source: RefSeq, a predicted model, not a curated record